Messenger RNA from Triplophysa dalaica, 8877 nucleotides. It is a transcript of the gene sdk2a, whose product is annotated as sidekick cell adhesion molecule 2a. The coding region runs from base 36 to 6629 and encodes 2197 amino acids. The transcript has 45 exons. Gene Ontology annotation, molecular function: protein binding. Lineage: Eukaryota; Metazoa; Chordata; Actinopteri; Cypriniformes; Nemacheilidae. The record is from RefSeq and is a predicted model, not a curated record.
GGCGCGCUGCGGGUUCAGAGACGCGUCGGAGCGUCAUGUCUAGGCGUGCGGUAACGCUGAAGUGGAGUGCCGGUUGGAUUUUGAUGUUCGCUGUCUUCACAAAUACUUGCGCGCAAGAUGAUGUUCCACCCUACUUCAAGAUGGAGCCAAUGGCAACCCAAGUCCACCUGGAAGGGAACCGGUUGGUUCUCACCUGCAUGGCUGAGGGCAGUUGGCCCCUGGAGUUCAAAUGGCUUUACAACGGCACCGAGCUGACACGUUUCUCCUUAGAGUACAGGUAUGUGAUGCCCUCGCUGGACCGCUCCCAUGCGGGCUUCUACCGGUGUAUCGUGAGGAACAGAGUGGGGGCUUUGAUGCAGAGAAGUACACAAGUCCAGGUCGCCUACAUGGAAGGCUUUGUGGAUGGAGAACGAUCUCAGGUGGUGUCCCAGGGGGAGGCGGCAUUGAUCUUUCCCCCACAGAUCCACAGCUUUCCCCGGCCCGGGAUCACAUGGUUCAGAGACGGCCGCAAGAUCCCCCCCAGCAGUCGCAUAGCUCUCACUCUGGACAACACGCUGGUCAUUCUCUCUGCGGUUGCCCCUGACGCGGGCCGUUACUACGCUCAGGCCGUCAAUGACAAGAACGGGGAGAACAAGACCAGUCAGCCCGUCGUCCUCACCGUGGAAAAUGUGGGUGGUCCAGCUGACCCCAUCGCUCCUACGAUCAUAAUCCCGCCGAAGAACACCAGCGUGAUGGUUGGCACGUUUGAGGUCACGCUGGAAUGUGUAGCCAAUGCGAGGCCUCUCAUUAAACUUGGUAUUACAUGGCGGAAAAAUGGCGUUCUGGUAAACCGAGGCCUCAGGGACUUUAGCCGUCGUCUAACAAUCAGCGGUCCAUUGGUCAGUGACAGCGGAUACUACGAAUGUGAAGCUUCUCUCCGAAGCAGCAGUGCCCCCUCUGUCACCGCUGGGGCAUAUCUGCACGUGCUGGAACAUCCUCAGUUUGUAAAGGAACCCGACAGACACAUAACGGCUGAGAUGGAGAAGGUGGUAGACAUCCCAUGCCAAGCCCGCGGUGUUCCUCAGCCAGAUAUGGUGUGGUAUAAGGACGCUGUACCCAUAAGCCCCGUGAAGACACCUCGGUACAGGGUCCUGGUGGGCGGCAGCCUGCAGAUAAACGGACUGCUCCCCGACGAUACCGGAAUGUUCCAGUGUUUCGCGCGCAACUUAGCGGGAGAGAUCCAGACGAACACGUACCUCGCUGUCACCAGUAUCGCACCCAACAUCACGGCCGGCCCAUCUGACAGCGCUGUGAUUGAUGGCAUGUCCAUCAUUUUACACUGUGAGACCUCAGGAGCCCCACGACCUGCAAUCACAUGGCAGAAAGCUGAUCGGGUUCUGGCUAGCGGCUCCGUCCAGCUGCCACGUUUCACUUUGUUGGAGUCGGGCAGCCUCCUGAUAAGCCCAUCGCACCUGUCUGAUGCCGGAACCUACACCUGUAUGGCCAGUAACUCACGUGGGAUUGACGAGGCUUCGGCUGAUCUGGUGGUGUGGGCUCGGACCCGAAUCACCAAUCCACCUCAGGACCAGAGCGUGAUCAAGGGCACCAAAGCGGCCAUGACCUGUGGGGUGACCCAUGACCCCAGCGUCUCAGUCAAGCACGUCUGGGAGAAAGGAGGAUCAGUUAUUGACGUGAAGUCAAGCCCUCGGUUGCGUCUCGAUGGGAACGGCAGCCUGCACAUCACCCAGACCUGGUCGGGGGACAUCGGGACCUACACCUGUAAGGUCACCUCUGUGGGAGGCAACGAUUCCCGCAACGCUCACCUGCGAGUCCGGCAAUUGCCUCAUUCUCCCGAGAACCUCAUCGCCACCCUCAGCAGCUCUGAGAGAAGGACCAUCAACCUGACGUGGGCUCAGGCCUUUGACGGGAACAGUCCGCUCAUCCGCUACAUCCUGGAGGUGUCAGAGAACAAUGCUCCCUGGACCAUCCUUAUGGCGAACAUCGAUCCGGAAGCCGCCAGCGUGAUUGUCGCGGGUCUCAUCCCCGCACGUUCUUACCAGUUCCGUCUGUGUGCCGUCAAUGAUGUGGGGAAGGGCCAGUUUAGCAGGGAAACAGCACGAGUAUCAUUACCCGAGGAGCCCCCCAGCGCCCCUCCUCAGACGGUGAUAGCCAGUGGCCGAACCAACCAGUCUAUUAUGAUCCAAUGGCAGCCGCCCCCUGAGAGCCAUCAAAACGGGCCCCUACAAGGCUACAUAAUCAGGUACUGUUUGUCUGGAUUGCCAGUGGACUGUCAGAUGAAGAAUAUCACCAACCCGGACCAAACCAAUCUACUACUGGAGGACCUCAUCAUUUGGACCAACUAUGAGAUUGAGGUGGCGGCGUACAAUGGGGCAGGCCAGGGGGUCUACAGCCCUAAAGUCACAGAAUGGACCCUGCAGGGUGUGCCCACGGUCCCACCAGGGAAUGUUCAGGCAGAGGCUGUCAACUCCACAACAGUCCGUUUCACAUGGAGCGCCCCAAGUCCACAGUUCAUUAACGGCAUCAACCAGGGAUACAAGCUGUUGGCAUGGGAACCAGGCCACGAGGAAGAUGUUACCUUGGUUACGGUGAGACCCAAUUUUCAAGACAGCGUUCAUGUGGGUUACAUUACCGGGCUGAAAAAGUUCACAGAGUACUUCACCUGUGUGCUGUGCUUCACCACGCCGGGGGACGGACCUCGCAGUACCCCACUGCGCAUACGCACUCAUGAAGACACUCCAGGACCUGUAGGUCACCUGAGCUUCACAGAAAUCCUGGACACAUCUCUGAAAGUGAGCUGGAAAGACCCGCCUGAAAAGAACGGGAUUCUCACAGGAUAUCGCAUUUCCUGGGAGGAAUUCAACAGGACAAACACACGGGUCACGCACUACUUACCAAACUUGACGCAGGAGUACCGGGUCACAGGCCUUACCGCCCUUACAACCUACACCAUUCAGGUGGCCGGCAUGACCUCUAAAGGUCAAGGUCAGCUGUCGUCAUCUACCAUAUCAUCCGGUGUGCCACCAGAGAUGCCCGGACCUCCUACCAACAUCGCCAUUUCCAACAUCAGCCCACGCUCUGUUACCCUGCAGUUCAAACCGGGCUACGACGGCAAAACAUCCAUCUCACGCUGGCUGGUAGAGGCUCAGGUCGGUGUUAUUGGAGAAAAUGAGGAGUGGGUUACGGUCCAUCAGUUGGCCAAUGAGCCUGAUGCACGAUCACUUGAAGUUCAGGGACUGAACCCCUACACCUAUUACAGGUUCCGAAUGAGGCAGGUCAAUAUUGUAGGUACCAGUCCACCGAGCCAGCCAUCCAGAAAGAUCCAGACCCUUCAGGCGCCUCCCGAUAUCGCCCCGGCAAACAUCACUCUCCGUACGGCCAGUGAGACCAGCGUGUGGCUCAGAUGGGUGCCUUUGCCCGAGUGGGAAUACAAUGGCAAUCCAGAGCUGGUUGGAUACAGGGUUCAGUAUUCUCGACUGGGAUCAAAGAGUGGCGUCCUGUCCCACAUCAUUCCUGACAGGCUGGAGCGAGAGUUUACCAUCGAGGAUCUGGAGGAGUGGACGGAGUACGGGGUCAAAGUACAGGCGUUCAACGGCAUUGGUUCGGGACCCUGGAGUCAACCAGUUCAUGGCAGAACCAGAGAGUCCGUCCCAUCCAGUGGCCCUGCGAAUGUUUCUGCCUUUGCCACCACGUCCAGCAGCAUCCUGGUGCGAUGGGGUGAUGUUCAGGAGACAGACCGCAAUGGACUUAUUCUGGGCUAUAAGGUGGUCUACAAGGAAAAGGAUGCAGACGCUGCUCUGCGGUUCUGGACGGUGGAGGGAAAUGCCACUUACAGCGUUCAACUCACUGGUUUGGGAAAGUACGUCCUCUAUGAGAUCCAAGUUCUGGCCUUCACCCGCAUAGGAGACGGCAUGCCGAGUGCUCCGCCCAUCUUUGAGCGAACGCUUGAUGACGUACCUGGACCUCCAGUUGGGAUCCUUUUCCCUGAAGUGAGGACGUCUUCUGUGAGGCUGAUCUGGCAGCCCCCUGCCCAGCCCAAUGGCAUCAUCCUCGCGUAUCAGAUUGCUUACAGGAAAAACUCCUCUAGCAUUACCUCCGCCACCGUCGAUGUGCUCAACCCCAGCGCGCGACAGUACACAGCCACCGGACUGAAACAAGAGAGUGUUUAUGUGUUUCGACUCACGGCCCAGACUCGAAAAGGCUGGGGGGAGGCGGCCGAGGCUCUGGUGGUCACUACAGAGAAGAGAGCUCGCCCACAGCCGACGAGUCGUCCAGUUGUACCUCAGGAAGAAGUUCAGGCUCGCAGUGUGCUGUUGUCAUGGGAACCGGGUAGCGAUGGUCUGUCGCCCAUCAGAUAUUACACUAUCCAGUACAGAGAGCUGCCGCAAAGCAACUGGACCGUUCAUUCAGCGUCAGUCAGCCAUGAGGUCACCUCCUAUGCCGUCGACAAGCUCAACCCUUUCACUUCCUACCAGUUCAGAGUGAAGGCCACUAAUGAUAUUGGGGACAGCGUGUACAGUGUGGAGAGCGAGGCAAUAACCACUCUGCAGGACGCACCCGACAAAGCUCCCACAAUCCUCUCUGUGACGCCGCACACCACCACGUCUGUGCUGGUCCGCUGGAAGCCGCCCCCCGAGGAGGAGAUCAAUGGCAUUUUGCUUGGUUUUCGAGUUCGUUACAGAGAACUGCGCUAUGACCGCCUACGUAGUUUCAGCGUGCGUACCGUCAACAGCCCAUCUGCCAACUGGGCUGAGCUCACAGCUCCCUACAGUGUGAGGAACCUGACCGAAUCCUCACUUACCCAAUACGAGCUGGACAAUCUGAAUAAACACAAGCGUUACGAGAUCAGACUGAGCGUGUAUAACGCGGUGGGAGAGGGACCCGUCAGCACGCCGCAGGAAGUGUUUGUGGGAGAGGCCGUGCCCACCGCUCCGCCUCAGAAUGUGGCUAUUCAGUCCUCAACGGCGACCCAGCUUGAUGUCACGUGGGACCCUCCACCCGUGGAUGCCCAGAAUGGAGAUAUUCAAGGCUAUAAGAUAUAUUAUUGGGAGUUUCAGCUUCAGAACGAGACGGAGAGAGUGCGCACUCUGUUCCUGCCCGAGCUGAGCGUGAAAUUAAAAAACCUGACCGGCUACACCACCUACAUGAUCAGUGUGGCUGCCUUCAACGCAGCAGGCGACAGCCCGCGCUCACUGCCCACCAGAGGGCGUACUCAACAAGCAGCUCCCACUGCUCCCAGUUUCAUUCACUUCAGUGAGCUCACCACUACCUCUGUCAACAUGUCUUGGGGUGAGCCCAAGCAGCCCAAUGGCAUCUUGGAGGGAUACCGUGUGGUCUACGAACCCUGCACUCCAGUGGAUGGUGUCAGCAAGAUUGUCACAGUGGAUGUGAAAGGCAGCGCCCCCUUGUGGAUGAAAAUCAAGGAUCUGGCAGAUGGAGUGACCUACACCUUUCGCAUCCGCGCCAAAACCCUUACCUACGGUCCUGAGAUCGAAGCCAACAUCACCACCGGCCCCGGAGAAGGUGCUCCGGGGCCUCCAGGUGAGCCGUUCAUCUCUCGUUAUGGCUCGGCUCUCACCCUCCACUGGUCCAACGGCGACCCCGGACGAGCCCCCAUCACACGCUACGUCAUAGAGGCCAGACCAUCCGACGAAGGAUUGUGGGAUAUCCUCAUCAAAGACAUUCCUAAAGAAGUGACGUCAUACACUCUAAACCUGGAUAUGCUCCGAGAAGGAGUCACUUAUGACUUCCGUGUUAUUGCGGUGAAUGAUUACGGCUAUGGUUCACCGAGUGCUCCAUCUCCUUCAAUAUCAGCUCAAAAGGUCUCUCCCUUUUACGAGGAAUGGUGGUUUCUGGUGGUGAUCGCUCUCGUCGGCCUCAUCUUCAUCCUCCUGCUAGUGUUCAUCCUCAUCAUUCGUGGGCAAAGUAAAAAGUACACCAAAAAAACGGACUCAGGCGCCCACUCCAAUUGCACAUCUCUGCCCCUCUCCCAUGGCGAGAUGGUUCGGUUGGAUGAAGGACGUUUUCCGGCCCUGGAGCUCAACAACCGUCGACUUUCUGUCAAAAAUUCCUUCUGUCGCAAAAACGGAAUCUACACCCGAUCUCCUCCUCGGCCCAGUCCCGGCAGUCUGCACUACUCUGAUGAAGAUGUCAGUGUUAAAUACAACGAUCUGGUCCCUGCGGAGAGCAGCAGUCUGACCGAAAAGCCAUCUGAAGUGUCUGAUUCACAGGGCAGCGACAGCGAAUACGAGUUGGACCCGAACAGGCAGAAGACCCACUCUUUCGUCAACCACUACAUCAGUGAUCCCACCUACUAUAAUUCCUGGCGGCGACAACAAAAGGGUGUCUCUCGCCCUCCGGCGUACGGCUACUCCCAGCCCGACACUGUGGCGGAGCAGGAGUCGCGACCUCAACCUCCUCCGCUGCCCCCGCUACCGCCUCUGCUACCCCACAGCAAUCCCUCCCCGCAACCCCAGGGCCACGGCACCCUGUUCAGGCCCAAGGGAAGCCGGACUCCCACCCCAUCACUGCUGUCCUCUGAUAACCACAACCAGCACACCCUGUACAGGCCGCCUAGCAGCCUGGGAGCCUCCACCCAAGUCCCAUCCGCAGGAUUCUCAUCGUUUGUUUGAUACAAGACUCUCGUUUCAAUGACAGCACGCCAGUGUGGGACACCGUUGUUAAUAUUGGCCUGUUCUUCUGGUGCUGCAUCUUGUCGUACAUCCAGAGCUGCUUUUGGAAUUUUUAUUUGACCCUCUGUGUGGGUGUGCAGGUGUAUUGUGGGCGUGUUUGUAUGAGCAUUCAAACACAGACAAUCAUUUCAAGAGAAGGCGCUUAUAGCUUGUUCGUUUUAAGAUGACGUUAAUUUAUUCACCUCACCCGAUUACAUUUAAGAGAUUAUGCGAUAUGUCCAAAAUAUUUAAAAUCAAUGUUCAUGUAAUACAGUGGGGUCCUAAAGUCUGCAGCACCAUUUGAAAUCUGUGAUUUUUGUUACUUAAAGCUGCAAUUCAUAUGAUUGGGUUAAAUAUUGGAUAUUGGUUACCCCUAUAAGGUAGAAUAAUGAGAUGUUCCAAAUGUCAGUUUGACCUAAUAACGCUUUAAAUGUCCAGAGUGUGAAUUUUACCGCCAUCUAGUGUUGAGGUUGUAAAUAGCAGCCAAUGGCUCUAUCCACCGACAAAGAUGUUGUCUUCGCUAGAUAACAUCUACCAAACUCACUCUGUUGAGCAGUUUGUCCGUUUAGACCUACUGUAGAAACAACACAGUGAAUUCCAUCUCAGACGACGCGCGAUGUAUGUAGAUAAAAAUAUCUCAUUCUAAGAUAAUAAAAAGAUAACGCUUUAUUAUGUGAGAUCUUUAUACACCUCUGAACACAUAGUUGUGUAUAUUAUAUUGCAUUUCUGUCAAUAGAUCCUCCUUCAUCGCACACAUUGCACCAUUAACCUAACGUAAGUACGUAAAAGUAACUUGAAGUUUUAUGUUUCAGAUGGCGAUAGAGAGGCAACAGUUAUAAAUUGUAGCUUUAAAUUGACAUUUCUAGAGGAGUCCUCAAAUCUAAGCAAAGUUACGACAUUAAUAACCAAACAACUAUUUGAAACAUCUCAAAUCAUGCUGGAAUGACAUGAAUCAUCAGGUUAUGCACUCGAGAAGUAAAGCAUACGGGGAAAAUGUACUAAGAAAUGCUCAUUGGAGCAUUUCACUUAAAAAGAUGUGCUGACCUCCACUGACAAACUUUGCAUUAAAUGAGAUACAAUUAAGUCUUUUACAGAAGUUCUGAAGUUUUUUUUUCUCUGGUUUUAAGAACCUUGUAUACAUUGAAAAAAGUGAAUUGAGCAAGAAACAAAUUGCAUCAAGCAUUGUAUAUAAUGCUAUGAUUUUCAACAGCUAUCAUCAUUGUAAAUCUCAAAGGAUUAUUUUAAAUUCUGUUUGUGUGGUAUUGCGCUGAAGUGUUAUCAUUCAAUGAUUGAAGAAUUUGUCAAAUCAAAGCAUAAAAACUGUGAUUUUGUAGCAAUGUCAGGAUUUCAAACUGAUGGCUUUUUCUUGCUUGUUAGACAACCAAACUGAACACUGAGGAGGAUGAAAGGAAAAGGAAAAACUAUUUCUAUAGAAUUCGAUACAUGGCCUGUUUUUGCUUAUCAUUUGUGAGAAACCACACAUGUGAGCACAGGAGAGUUGGCCACUGUUUUUGUCAUGUCAUCAUGGUUAAAGAAGAAAGAGGGCAUGUUUGUUUGCUGUUGGAUGAGAUUCUGCCAGUGGUUAUUUCCAUUGAAACGUGAUACAUGUGAAUCAUCUAUGAUCAUACAGGUGAGGAGCGAACUGUUCACGAGAGAAUUGAAAUGGCUGUAAUAACAAUCAUAACUAUUACUAGUAGCCCAGUACUACUAGUAGUAACAAGUAGUCAUUUCAGCAGCUACCACUCUAAAUGUUUUAUGCACAUACAGUAAGAUGAUAUGAUGUGUAAGGCUAUGUAAAGAUUUCUGUGGGUCAUCAUCUUUCAAUGGUAGUCAUUGAAAGAUCAUAAUUAGCAAAUGAGCUGCAUGGACUCGCAGGUCAUGCUACACUGUGUCAAUGGAUUUGUACAGAUAAGUCACAAUCGUCAUUGAUUCAAUUACACAACUUCAUCACUUCGAGAUUGAUCAAAUGUCUGCUAUUUUAAAUGACAUUGUGAAUAUUCCUCUGAAUAUAUUGUAGAAUGUGUUUUCUUACAGUUCACAGUAUGACAUAGUGUUCACAUAAAGUAUGCUUACGUGUAUGUCAGCAGAUACGCUUCAUUUCUUUAUAUUCUAUUGGUUUUAUACUCUAACUUAAAAAGAGCAACAGCAGUCUUAUGUGGAAACUAUUUUAAAAGACUUCAAAAUAUGAUGAUCAUGAAUCACAAUAUCU